Dibothriocephalus latus is the source of this 351-nucleotide messenger RNA. NCBI's taxonomy places the organism in Eukaryota, Metazoa, Platyhelminthes, Cestoda, Diphyllobothriidea, Diphyllobothriidae. The record is from the annotation of a GenBank genome assembly.
AUGCGAUUCUUCUGUGUGUCAACUCUUUAUCCUGUGCUCGCCUCCCCCCCCUUGUUCCUCAGCCUCCAGACCUUUCAAGUGAACUUUGCCCUCGCCUCGCCCCCGAUUCAUCAUCUGGACUGGGAUCGCAGCGUGGAGUGUUUCCAGUUCAACGUUUCGAUAACCUUCGAUAACAGGGGACAAUCGGGCCAGGUGAUGGUUCGCCUAACUGCCCUGCCAACGGAGAUACGCUGUGGAGGCGUCGCAGGUAGUAAGCCUCCUCCGCGCGAAGAGGGUCCCUUCACCUCCACCUUCCGGCGUAACAUUCACCUCGGCGUGGACCUCCUCGCCUUCGACCUCAGCCUCCUUUCC